This is a messenger RNA of Apaloderma vittatum (bar-tailed trogon), 1033 nucleotides long. RefSeq names its product putative ribosomal RNA methyltransferase 2. The record is from RefSeq and is a predicted model, not a curated record. Gene Ontology annotation, molecular function: rRNA (uridine-2'-O-ribose)-methyltransferase activity. Lineage: Eukaryota; Metazoa; Chordata; Aves; Trogoniformes; Trogonidae. Gene Ontology annotation, cellular component: mitochondrion. Gene Ontology annotation, biological process: RNA methylation.
CUGUCAGUGUGUGGUGAGCAAAUGCCUCCACACCUCCGAGAGGUUUCUGAAGAAAACCGGCCCUGAGCACUGGUGGCUGGAAACGAAGGAUCCCUUUGUCAAGGCAGCAAAGCAGCAGCAUUACCGUUGCCGAAGCGCCUUCAAAUUACUGGAGAUCGAUGACAAGCUGCAUAUUCUUCGUCCAGGUCUUUCUGUUCUUGACUGUGGAGCAGCACCUGGUGCUUGGAGCCAGGUUGCUGUAGAGAGGGUGAACGCCUUAGGUGCUGAUCCUGGUGCCCCCACCGGCUUCGUCGUUGGCGUUGACCUGCUGCGGAUUUCUCCUCUGGAAGGAGCAGUCUUCCUGUCGGAGGCUGACAUUGCAGACCCGAGCACGCUGAGGACAAUUCAGAGUCUGCUUCCUGCGGAGAAGGUGGAUGUUAUCUUGAGUGACAUGGCACCUAAUGCAACAGGCAUUAAAGAACUGGAUCACCAGAAGCUGAUCAAUCUAUGCCUAGGCCUUCUGAAUCUGUCCCAGAGUAUUUUAAAGCCAAAAGGAACGAUACUUUGUAAAUUCUGGGAUGGACAUGAGGCCCGACUUCUGCAAAACAGGCUGAAGGAGCAGUUCCAAGAUGUGAGAACUCUAAAGCCUCAGGCCAGCCGGAAGGACUCUGCUGAAUCUUAUUAUUUGGCAAGAAUGUACAAAGGGAAAUGAAAGCUGAGAACCGUGGAUUAUCAAACAGGUGAUCAGGCUUUAAUUGGAAAUCUGAAUUUGGUGUGUGUUUAAAGAAGAAUCCCAGCAUUAAGAUGCCUAACUCGAACAGUUAGAUUGUUGAGAAUAACCUGGGAAAAUGAGCCACAAUUCUUUUGAAGUACAUCAUGCUUUUCUAAUAGGAAAAUAAACCAGCAUGGCAUCCUGCUGAGUUUAUCCACUAAUUAUAUAGGCAGAGACAUCCAAUCUAACUUCUCACCUGUGGAGAAAACAGUUGGGAAUGGAGAGAAGUAAUCUGAAAGGCAACCUCUGGGGUUGGGGUAAUGGAAACGAAAAUAAAACAGU